AUUGAAAAAAAAAAAAAAAAGAGUCUUGAAAAGGCACACUCACUAGGAAAUUCCAAAGAUUAGCAUAAUUCACAUUUUGACAUGUAGUAAAAGAUAAUGACCAUAAUAACAUGAAAAGGAAUAAUAUUAAAAGAAAGACAAACAAAUACAAAAAGUAUAUAUAAAAAAGAGAAAAAGAAUUAAUAAGAUUAAGAUAAGAACAAAAGAAAUUAAAUAAAGGAACCUUAACCAGCAAACAACAUACAAACACAAUACCACCACCCAACGCACCAAUUUAAUCAUCAUGCAAAUACACCAAUUUUAUUUUUCUUUUCUAUAAAUUCUCCUGAUUAUUCUCUCUCUCUGACCAUGAUAAAAAGGUAUCAGAAUCCAUAAAAAUAAAAAAAAAUAAAACAUUUAUUUUUAUAGCCGCCUAAAAGAGAAAGCAAAUAGAAAGAGUCUUUCUUUCUUCUUUUUUGUGUUGGUUUUGGGUGAAUUGGGUUUUUUCUGAUACGUCUAGACAUCAGUUCUCUGUUUUUUUUUUUUUUUUUUGGUUGAGAAUUGAGUUGGGUGGUAUGGAGAUGAUGCUUUUGCAACUGGGUAACUCUUCUUAUCAAGAGUCUCUCAAAGUUUUAGAGGCUGAUAUACAACAUGCUAAUGCCUUGUAAGGCUGCUGCAAUUCCUAGAGGCAAGCAUGGUACACGUCUUGAAAUGAAAUUAGUUUACAAUCAAUGGACUCCACUCUUUCUCUUUCUGCUACAACGAAUAGACUGCUCUUGCAUAUGUCUACUCCCUAGAUAUCUAAAUCUCUUUCACAUACUUGUAUAUAAGGUAUAUGCUGAUGGUAGACCAAACCUAUCUACACACGGAAGGAAAGCAACUAUUAAGGAAUUCUAUGGUGUUAUAUUACCGUCUCUUCAAAGGCUUCAUAGUAACUUGGAAGAGUUGGAGGAUAUUAAGGAUGGACAUUUGAGAAUGGACAGCUUGGCAAAAAAGAAGGUAGAAGGAGAUUUUAGGCUUGCGAAUAUUGAUUUAGAGAGAGAAGAUGAAUGUGGAAUUUGCUUGGAGCCUUGCCAGAAAAUGGUCCUGCCUAAUUGUUGUCAUGCUAUGUGCAUAAAAUGCUACCGCAAUUGGAAUACAAGGUCUGAAUCCUGUCCCUUUUGUCGCGGUAGCUUAAAGAGAGUUAACUCAGAAGAUCUAUGGGUCCUCACUUGUAACAAUGAUGUCGUUGACACUAAAACAAUUACUAAGGAAGAUUUGUUGCGCUUCUACCUCUAUAUCAAUAGCUUACCAAAAGAUUACCCAGAUGCUCUUUUCUUAGUAUAUUAUGAAUACCUAAUGUGAAUUGAAGUGCGUAAGAGAAUCGAUGUAUAGCAAAAGCCGACCUCCAAAUGUAAAUAGAAUCCCGUGUCUCUGAUUCAUAGACAAAAAUGAUUUUAUCUCA
Ricinus communis (castor bean) is the source of this 1423-nucleotide messenger RNA. RefSeq names its product E3 ubiquitin-protein ligase AIRP2. Gene Ontology annotation, biological process: protein ubiquitination. The transcript is spliced from 5 exons. Gene Ontology annotation, molecular function: ubiquitin protein ligase activity. The record is from RefSeq and is a predicted model, not a curated record. Lineage: Eukaryota; Viridiplantae; Streptophyta; Magnoliopsida; Malpighiales; Euphorbiaceae. The coding region runs from base 631 to 1323 and encodes 230 amino acids.